Mugil cephalus (flathead mullet) is the source of this 2765-nucleotide messenger RNA. It is a transcript of the gene spint1a, whose product is annotated as serine peptidase inhibitor, Kunitz type 1 a. The record is from RefSeq and is a predicted model, not a curated record. Lineage: Eukaryota; Metazoa; Chordata; Actinopteri; Mugiliformes; Mugilidae. Gene Ontology annotation, molecular function: protein binding; serine-type endopeptidase inhibitor activity. Bases 359 to 1882 code for a protein of 507 amino acids. The transcript has 10 exons.
UCUCAGGUGAGUCACCUGCGUAAUGCGACCGAGGGCUCAGGUGUUUGUCGACAUCAAACAGGUCGAGUUGUGAGAGUUUCGGAGUUGUAAAAAGUCGAAUACUGACCGAAGAGCUUUCGUGGGGACUUCUGAAUCACAUCUGGGAGGACAUAAAGAAGUCACGGACUACUUUCUCGUCACUUGAAUGAAAGGUGACCGCUGAGACGAAGCGAAGCGUUGUUUUGCUCUUUUGCGGCCUAAGUACCGAUUUAAGUUUUUUUUCCUUUUCACGUAUUAAUUGGUCAUUUUCACUCUCUACAGACUUGACCGUCGUUCUCGUGGGUUUCAUUCGCGCGGAUACCUCGACAGGACUCGUAUAAUGAAUGCAUUAGUUAAUGCGCAACUGGGACCGUGUGCGCUCCUGCUCCUAGCGCUACUGUUGAACCGAGGUGCCAGCCAGGAGACGGGCGAGCAGUGUCUAGCCCGAUUCCAAAAUGGUCGGGACGACUUUGUGCUGGAUGCCGACGAGUCCGUGAAAGACGGAGCGACGUUCCUUUCUUCGCCGAAACUGGACCGGUACAGGGACUGCGUGGCCGCCUGUUGCAAGGAGCCCAAGUGCAAUGUCGCCGUUAUGGAGAAGGCCGGGGAAGGCUUGAUCAAAUCCUGUUUUCUGUUUGAUUGUCUCUACAAGAAGAAUUACGCCUGCCGCUAUGUCAGGAGGAAAGGAUACAUGAAUUACAUCCUGGACACCGUUUAUGACAGUUACCUCAAAGAACAUGUCCCCCCAAAAGAAUCUGACCGUCCACCAGUGGCCAACGGAGGCCAGGAUCGGGUGGUCCAGCCUCAGGAGAGCGUGACACUGAACGGCAUUCAGAGCAAAGACGACCACGGGAUCACCGAAUACCAGUGGAAAAUGCUCACUGAAUAUCCUUAUGCCAUUAUUGAGCAAACCUCCUUCCCCGACCAGAUCAUCGUUUCCAAUCUCACGUCCGGGGUGUACAAGUUCCAGCUGACGGUCACGGAUACCAUCGGCCAGUCGGACAUAGCGAAGAUCACGGUCCUGGUAUUGACCCCUGAGCAGUCUGAGCACCACUGUAUGGCUCCAAUGAAGCCCGGGCCGUGUCGUGGUUCUUUCCCCCGCUAUCACUACAAUGCCGCCUCAGAGAAGUGCGAGUUGUUCAUGUUUGGGGGCUGCAGGGAGAAUCUCAACAAUUAUCUCACCAUGCAAGAGUGCACCAACGCCUGCUAUGGCUCAGAAAAAGGUAGCAAAAGUGGCAGAGGCCUGCCUGUUCCUGGAACUUCAGAAGAAAAAUGUGGCUCCCCGUGCACCCCGGAGCAGUUCACCUGUGCCAACGGCUGCUGCGUGGAUCCAGGGUUGGAGUGCGACACAGUCAGUCAAUGUAGCGACGGAUCGGAUGAACAGAACUGCGAGGACUUGGAGGACAAGUUUCGGAUUCUGCUGCAGAUUCCGUUGGACGAGCAAAAAGUACGCUGCACAGAGCCUCCCAGCACAGGAGGCUGCAGAGACAGUUUCACCAAGUGGUACUACAACCCCAUCCAAAAGACCUGCCUCCGCUUCAACUAUGGUGGCUGCCAGGGGAAUGAGAACAGAUUCGAGACUAAAGAGGCCUGUAUGAGAUUUUGCAAUGGGGUAACAGAAAAUGACGUAUUCGCCAGGAAGGGGGAGUUUGAUGCCCAAGCUUCUGACGGCAAUACAGGUACCAUAGCGAUCGCUGCCCUCCUCGGUGUAGCUAUCGUCAUCUUACUAGGCAUUCUGGGGUACUGCUUCAUGAAAGGAAAGAAAUCUUCACAACACCAACAUACGCCUCUCGGCAACACCCAAGUUACGUCUUUCGAGGACAGAGACCGCCUAGUCUACAACAGUACCACCAAGCCCAUCUGACCCACGCAUACAUACUCGCAUAUCUAUGUUUAUCUAUGGUGGUGAAUGACACCGGUUGCCGUAGCUGUGUCAUGCGCUGAACAAACUCAGCUUCAUGACAGGAAAGUUUGAAUGCUUGAAGAGGUACGUUUUCAUUCUGUCCAAACACGGAGCUGUUUUUAAUGGAGACGUACGCAGUGUGUCUUCAAUGUUGAAAUGUUUUAUCUUUUUUGAUUUGUAGCUUGUUUUGUUUGUUUUUUGUUUUGUUUUUUCAUUGCAGUGGCCUGUUAAAAUGAGUUGUUGGUUAAUAGUUUGUACUCAGGUUAAAAGGGAAGGGUUUUCAUUAGUAUGGAUACCAUCCCUCUUUCUAAAGUCAGAUAUUUUCUACUCGUCUGUAUGUCCUAGCUUCAAUGAUCUAACAGUUGUUUGCCGAUGACUCUUUUGCCAAUAAAGCUAGUUUUAAUAUCAGAGUGUCACUUUAGAUUCACGUUGGCGUGUUACUUAAAAUUCAAAGUCUAGAUUUUCUUUGCUAUUUCUUAUAACUGAUCUCUGCGAGGGUUUAUGAACUCUUAAUGUCAUGGUGAUCCCUUCAACGUCAUGUGCCCCUGCAUCUUGUUAUAUAUGCUGUUGUUACAUAUUCCAAUGGAUCACGCAUACGUGUGCAAUGUUGUACAUAAUAGAAUUUGAGAAAGUAAUAUUUGACUUGAAGGGUAUUUUGUAUGUGAUUAGGAACAAGUUUCAUAAUCUUUUUUUUUUUUUUUUUUAAAUACACACGCCUUUUGAAUCACCCUUGCAGUUGAAUAUUCAACAUUUUAAACUUGUACAUAUGACUUGAUAUAGGUUUCUUUACCUUUAACAAUAUUGUGAUGUUGAUACUAAAUAAAAAAAAAUAUUAGCCAAUUUA